This is a messenger RNA of Capsella rubella, 498 nucleotides long. RefSeq lists its product as uncharacterized. The transcript has a single exon. Lineage: Eukaryota; Viridiplantae; Streptophyta; Magnoliopsida; Brassicales; Brassicaceae. Bases 86 to 295 code for a protein of 69 amino acids. The record is from RefSeq and is a predicted model, not a curated record.
AGUUUUUGGUUUCUUCAAAACUCUCAAAACCCAUUUUUUACAUUUUCUCUCUUCUCUCUGUCUCUCUAGUUGAAGGAAGAAAAGUAUGGCGGAUUGGGGACCUGUAGUGAUCGCCGUGAUACUGUUCGUGCUUCUGACGCCGGGGCUUCUCUUUCAGAUUCCGGCGAGAGGUCGUGUCGUCGAAUUCGGGAAUAUGCAGACUAGUGGUGCCUCCAUUCUCGUCCACACCAUAAUUUUCUUCGGUCUCAUCACCAUCUUCACCAUCGCCAUUCGUCUCCAUAUUUACACCGGUUAAUAUUUUACCCUGCCGGUUCAUUUGUAGUUUCUCACCGGUUUGGUUUUGUCCAUGGUUUGUUUUGGAUUUUAUAAUUUGCUUCCUAUCUUUUCUGGCUUUGUUUAUAAUUUCUAUGUGAAUCUAUAUCUGAAAUUCUGAAUAUGCACCAUAAGUAAUUUAAAGUUUUUUUUGGUAAAAAUUAAGUAAUUUUAAGUUUUGUUGCU